GUAUUACGAUGGGCCAAAACGCACAGUUUCCUUCCUUUGGAUUAGCUUUUGCACAGCGAAACUGAUGGUGGUUGAAAAGUGGAGAAAAAGAACGUUGUAGUAUUCAUCCAUCAGUAUUCAUCCAGCAGCAGCAACAGCAGCAGGCACAAACAGCAUGGUCGACAACGACAAGGGAGCCUUUCUUUAUCAGUUGCUAGCUGUGGUAUUCAAAGUGGCAGAUGUUAGGUACAGUGACUCAAUACUCGCCGGCGAUUACAGCGUGCCGUAUUGUAUGUGUGUAUAGUGCAGUGUGUGUUUAAAAAAAGUCCUAAUAGACGGGACGUUUUGUCCCAGUUCCGAUAUUCCGAAACCCGCGUGCUGUAAAAUGAAACCAGCAGCAGUGGUGCUCGGUGGAAUGCAACCGAUAAUUGAAGAAUAUUUUAAGCUGAUUCCGUUCUAGCGCACUCUCGUUGCAAAAACUCAAACAACGUGACAAAACAACCUAGUACACCAAGUACCUUUACAAAUCUCUUCCUCAACAUUCGUUCAUGGCUGUGAUAAAACGGUGAAAACACACAAAACACUUCGAGUCUUGUCAUUCCAUCCGACGACACGAACGACAAAGCAGACAAAACAUUAUACCCCGCAAAAAUAGUGCUGUGAGUAAACUUAAGUUGUAGUUGCAGUUGAGUAUUAGACGCAUCUUCAGGCCAGAUAUUAUAUGUUUGUUGCCGCUGUACCGAGCAACGUGAUAUCGAACGAUUCCGACUCAAAAUGACGGGGAAAGAUUCGGUUGUACUGGUGGACAAAGACACGACGCCACAAAUUAUGGCCAACGCAGAGAAGAGUGUGACGGUCACGCUGGCUAAUGUCGAGAGCCACCCAAACAAAGCGGCCGAACGUGGCAAGGCAAUGCGCCAGGUGAUAGCCGCAUUCGUAGCCAACAUAGGUACGAUCAACACCGGACUCAUCUUUGGCUUCUCAGCCGUGGUAAUUCCCCAGCUGCAGGCCCCGGAUUCGCUUAUCCCGGUCGACGAAAGUCAAUCUUCGUGGGUGGCAUCCUUAUCAGCGAUUGGAACCCCGAUCGGGUGUCUGCUGAGCGGAUACGUGAUGGACAACUUCGGACGCAAGAAAGCACUGAUAGCAACGCAAAUCCCGACGAUCAUUGGGUGGAUCAUCAUCGCUUGUGCGUCAAACGUGGGAAUGAUCUACGCUGGCCGCGUCCUGACUGGCUUCGGUUCCGGUAUGGUUGGUGCUCCGGCCCGUGUUUACACGUCUGAAGUAACCCAGCCACAUCUGCGCGGUAUGCUGUGUGCUCUCGCUUCGACCGGCAUCAGUUUGGGUGUGCUGAUCCAAUACACACUCGGUGCGUUCACGACGUGGAAAUUCCUAUCUGGCGUAUCGGUUAUCGUCCCGAUAGCUGCGCUUAUAUUAAUGCUGCUUAUGCCGGAAACGCCCAACUAUCUCGUUUCGAAACAGAAGCCCGAAAAAGCACGUAGGAGUUUGGCACGGUUGCGCGGCUCCAGCUACAACAUUGAUCGAGAGGUCGAACAGUUGCAAUCGUUCGCUGCCAAGACCAACGCAAGCGGCAAGAAGAAGCUCAGCUUGCGCGAAACGAUACAGGCUCUGGUGCAUCCGUCCUGCCUGAAACCAUUCGCCAUCCUGACAAUCUACUUCAUGAUGUAUCAGUUCAGUGGCGUCAACACGAUCACUUUCUAUGCGAUUGAAAUCUUCCGAGACUCGGGAACGAAGCUGGACAAGAAUACCUGCACCAUCCUGCUUGGCUUUGUACGACUGAUUUUCACAAUCGUUGGUGCCAUUAUGCUGCGUCGUUGUGGCCGGCGUCCACUAACAUUCAUAUCUGGCAUAGGAUGUGGUUUCACAAUGAUUGGUCUCGGCGUGUAUCUGAAAUACAAGCACGGCUGGGAUCUAGCAGAUCCUCCGAUCGAACCCACUGCUACAUGGUUCCCGGUUGCUUGCAUCUUCAUCUUCAUUAUCACCUGUACGCUUGGCUUUUUGAUCGUACCAUGGGUCAUGAUCGGUGAGCUGUACCCGAUGAAGGUGCGCGGAUUGGUUGGUGGUUUCACAACCUGCAUGGCACAUAGCUUCGUGUUCAUUGUCGUCAAAACCUAUCCCUUCCUGACGCACGUGCUGGAACGCCACGGUACCUUCAUCCUGUACGGAUGCUUUUCCUUCGCCGGAACCGUCUUCUUCUAUCUUUGCUUGCCGGAAACUAAGGGAAAGACAUUGCAAGAGAUUGAAGACUAUUUCUCAGGCCGUACCAAGACGCUUAAGAAAGCAAAACCGGGAAGCAACGAUCAGCAAGAUGGUCAGCAGCCUCUUGCCAACGGUACUAAGCCCUCGGUGCUUUCGCCGCAAAAGAACGCAUUGCUUCCGUAACAGCGUGUGAACAACAUUACCCAGCUGGAGCUUAGAGAGAUCUGCCCUCAAACACAAUUAAAGCACCGGCAACAUCCUCUAAAUCAACCAUUACGGAUCCGUUUUUGUUCCUAAGCCACUUAACUUGUUAAGAUUUGCUACUGUCAUACGAAGUUGGCAACAUCUGCCAAAACACAGGCAAGAAAAGAGCAGUCAACAAACCCAGGAACGUUUUGCAUAGUGCACAGAACUUUAUCGCUACAAUAUUGCAUGUCCCGUUUAUUUUACCCAGUCAGACUCUAAGUAUUAUCUGCAUUACGGUAUGCGGUUAGGAAACUAAUGUAGUUAGAAUGUACAAUUUAUACGAACGACUCAAAACGGGUAGACGAAUGAGAUGAUGCCUCUAGCUGCGUCCGGCACUCUACUCACAAGGAACAACACUAGGAAGGGAAUCUUAGCGUCACAGAAAUACAACAAAUCAACAUUAAAAAGGCUGCAAAACACUAUAUCCUCAAACUAUAAAUUGAAACAUUCGCCAAAAGUGCCUGAUGAUUGAAAAGGAGUAGAAAAGCAAAUGUUGCAACAUGUAUAGCCUUCAUCAAAAGGCAUAGAAUAGUACUCGGCCGUUAAAAACGCAACCGUUGUAAUGCGCCCAUCAAGCCUGUUGUAGUACUUAAGGAAUAGAGUUUAGUAAAACUAACUAAGCAAGCUCAUAGAAAGCAUCAGACAUGAAGUGCAAUCAACCAAAUGCCAAAGUAGAUUGCAUAAAUUCGUAUGUACACAACCGACAAUAAAACAUCAAUUACUCAGUCUUUUGGGCAUUGCGUUUAAGUAACAAUCUUUCUUUUUCCCACACAUUUUAAAAUUAGCACUUUUCGAAUGGUGCUUGAUUACACAGUUCAAUAUUUUGUUAACUAAUUGGCACUCUCAAGUUUCUAGAUCAGUGAAACCACUUCCAUUCUUAAUGAUGAUAAUCAGAACAAGUAAAUAUGGAUCUUAAAUGCUUACCUAUUAGGUUAUAAUUCCUCUGCCGUGGAUCUUAGGCUGUAGCAUAGGGUUGAUCGUCAUCGCUUGUCAAUGUUUCAUACUGGCCAUUAAGUGGGUCAUCUGUCCCACCGAAGCCUGAAGAAUGCAAUGUAUCGCAU
Molecule: messenger RNA, 3503 nt
Organism: Anopheles moucheti
Lineage: Eukaryota; Metazoa; Arthropoda; Insecta; Diptera; Culicidae
Product: facilitated trehalose transporter Tret1-2 homolog
Exons: 5
Coding region: 754-2379 (541 amino acids)
Biological process (GO): carbohydrate transport; transmembrane transport
Cellular component (GO): membrane
Molecular function (GO): sugar transmembrane transporter activity
Source: RefSeq, a predicted model, not a curated record